AUGGCAUCAAGAGGAAGUGGCUCAGGUGAGCUUGCAGGCUUAUCAACUCCACCCCAACUUGUGCCAGACAGCACGUCUGCCAUCGAAGAUGAUCCUUCAGACUUGCUUGGACGGUUACAUCUAGCUAUCCCCGACCUUGAGCUCCUGCUACGGAGAUAUAAGGAGACUCACGGUGAACUCAAUCUGCGAGAGGCUCUUGUUCGUAAGAAGGAAGCUGAGACUCUCGAAAUCAUCAAGCGAAAGGAAGAACAUAUCGAUCGGUUGAUGAACCAGUUUCACGAUGCGGAGAAGAAGCAUUCGAAAGAAUAUAACAAACUUCGACUCCACAUUGGAAAUCUUGAAGAGAAUCUGAAAGACCUCGAGGAAAGACUGCAUAUCUCCGAGACAAAAAGACAGGAAGAAGCUGCCAUUAACAAAGAACUUACGGAGCAGAAGGCUGCACUGGUUCGUGAGAGAAUGGUGAUAGCAAAGGCUGCGGCAGAUGAAAGGGAUAAGAUAGUUGCGGAGUUUGAAGCUUCAAAGAAUGAUACAGAGAAGCAACUGGACGCAGCGCGCAUUCGGAUUGCGGAACUAACCACGCAGAAAGACGAGAUUGAAAGCAAGGCAAAUGCUGCAAAAGCCGAGUUUGAGAGCCAAACAAAUGCUUUAAAGGCUGAGAUUGAAGCGGAGGCAGAGAAAAUCAAAGCAGAACUUGAGGCGAAAGCUGCUGCUAGUCAAGAACUAGCGGACAAUGCGUUGAAGGAGCUUGAAUCAGUCAAGGCCGAACUUGCCGCCGAGAAAGCUGCAAAUAUUGACGGAUGGGCGGAAAAGACAGCCAAGCUUACGAGUGAAUUCGAGGCAGAGAAACAAGCCUUGAUAACCGCUCAUGAGGAGACCAUUGCUGCCUUGAAGAAGGCGCACAAGGACGACCUGAAUGAACAGACUAUAGCUUUUGUUGGCCUUCAGGAAAGUCUCAAUCUCAAGAUGACCACCGAGAACCAGAACCUUAUCGAGGAGAUCGCUAACCUUAAAAAAGCGUGGGAAGAAGACAAAGCAAAAUUUGAGAAAAUGAUUGAGGAACUCAAAGGAGUCGCGCAGGGUAUCGAGGAAGAAAAGGGUAGGCUCGAGAAGAUCGUUGACCAGUUCAAAGAGGAGACUGACGUGAAGUCGAAGGGUGAUUUGCAUUAUAUCGAAGCAUUCAGGCAAUUAUUGGAUCUUAUUUUCGGGCUUUCUUCCUCCCACUUCGAUCGCCCUCCCCGAGACUUGUCACCGGAUCUUCUUUCUACUGUCCCCGCACAUUUGCCCUCACUUAUCGAGGACACAGAUGAGAGCCGCCAGGCACGCUCUGCUUUCAUUGCGCAUAUUAUCUCAUCAAAACUAGUGGAGCGCGUUUUCACUCCCUUCCUUUUUGGACUAGGUCGACGUCAGGAAGAGACAGAACAAUUGCUGGACAUUAUCAGUGGUAAGCUCCGCACGAAAAGCUCGCGGAACGAGUCAACAUGGCGACAGCACACGCUACUCGCGGCUUAUACCACGACACAUGCUAAACUGCAAAUGAAUAAGGAGGCCGGCAGGGUGAUAGACGAUAUUAUCGCGGCGAUUCUGCCUUUCGCCAUCGACACAGAGACUACGGUGACAGCGGUGCGAGCAGGUGUUCGCAAAAUUGUAAAGUUAGCCGUUGAGACAUGGAGAUAUGCUAGGCUAGAGAGGGAAAUGAUUGAAGCAAUCCUACCACCUGUUGACGAGGGUGAGAAUGCAGAAGGGGAAGAAGGAAGUUGGCUACCGUAUGGCAGUCAAGAGUGUGAAGAUGGCAAAGAUAAGACGCCCCGAGGGCGGAUCUUGCUGAGGGUGUUUCCGGUCAUUCGUCGCGAAAAAGUCCAGGAAGGAUUUCGGUUAACUGAAAAGGACUUCAAUGAUCAGGGCUGUAUAUACAGUAGAGGGUGGGCUUUGUAUGCCGCCUAG
Verruconis gallopava is the source of this 1941-nucleotide messenger RNA. RefSeq lists its product as uncharacterized. The coding region runs from base 1 to 1941 and encodes 646 amino acids. The transcript is spliced from 3 exons. The record is from RefSeq and is a predicted model, not a curated record. NCBI's taxonomy places the organism in Eukaryota, Fungi, Ascomycota, Dothideomycetes, Venturiales, Sympoventuriaceae.